Messenger RNA from Lathyrus oleraceus (garden pea), 1399 nucleotides. RefSeq names its product probable nucleoside diphosphate kinase 5. Gene Ontology annotation, molecular function: nucleoside diphosphate kinase activity. The transcript has 4 exons. The record is from RefSeq and is a predicted model, not a curated record. Gene Ontology annotation, biological process: CTP biosynthetic process; UTP biosynthetic process; GTP biosynthetic process. NCBI's taxonomy places the organism in Eukaryota, Viridiplantae, Streptophyta, Magnoliopsida, Fabales, Fabaceae. Bases 137 to 643 code for a protein of 168 amino acids.
CUAGUGGUGGUGACAAAAGUGGAUGGGGAGGUGGAGCUAGUGGUGGGGACAAAAGUGGCUGGGGUGCUGGUCCAAGCGAUGCUGAACAGGGAAACUCUGGUUGGGGAACUGGAUCCAAGAAAGCCGGAGACAAUGGAUGGUCUGGAAACUGACCGGGCGGAAUCCACAGAGCAUUCACAUUCAUCUUUGCAGCUUUUCUACCGAUGGAAGUACUAAAGCGCGGAGAACUUUAGCGAUCAUAAAGCCGGAUGGAUUGCUCGGUAACUACACAGAUGAUAUCAAGAGAACAAUUUCAGAAUAUGGUUUCAGCAUUGUCAAGGAACAGAUUGUUCAACUUGGCGAGGCGACUGUGAAAAGAUUUUAUGCAGAACACUCUUCAAAAAGCUUCUUUUCAAGCCUAGUUAAAUACAUGACAAGUGGACCAGUGUUAGUCAUGGUUUUGGAAAAGGAUAAUGUUGUUGCUGAUUGGCGCGCUUUAAUGGGUCCUACUGAUGCAAGCAAGGCCAAGAUUACUCACCCUCACAGCAUUAGAGCAAAAUGUGGAUUGGACACUGAAAAAAAUUGUGUUCAUGGUUCAGACUCUACCAAAUCUGCACAAAGAGAGAUACUAUUUUUCUUCGACGAGCUCGCUCCAGAUGAGUAAUUUUACUCGAGAAUUCAUAAUAUAAAGAUACUUGCUUAUUUAAGUAUUCUUUUGAGAAAGAUUAUAUUCGAAUUAUCAUAAACCUUUGCCUCACCAAUUCUUAUGGCAGAUGCAAUUACAGAACACGAUGAAUUAAUGCGCAUAGUUUAUAGUUUUGGCAUCUGUCAUGAACAUCCUGGCACAUUUGUAUUGACUUACAUAAGAAGUACAAAUCCACACCAUGAGUACAUUGGUCUUUACCCCAAAGGAUUCAGGUUCCGCAAAAAGAUGUUUGAGGAUAUUGACCGGCUUGUGGCAUAUUUUCAAAGGCACAUCGAUGAUCCACAAAAUGAUUCAGCACCUUCCAUUAGGUCAGUAGCUGCAAUGGUGCCAAUGCGAAGCCCUGCUACUGGUGGCUCAUCAGGAGCAUCUGGUGCAGUAGCUGCUGGUGCAGUACCUUUAAUUUAAGAGUCUUGGGUUAGAAAAUAAUGCCUCGUUACGACUACAAAUCUUGACUCUCUAAGUAGCAACGGUACACGGAAAUUACAGUUUGUUCUCGUGUUCUAAUUAUCUAAACUAAUUUUAUUGUUUUUCCUACUCCAUGACAUCAAACCAUUCUCAUAGCCUUAGAUAAACAUCGUGAGAAUAGAUAACGAUACUUGCUACAGCUAUCUGUGGGAUUGAAAAAUCUUUUAUACUAUAACUGAUAUUGUUUUAGAUUUUUUUUCUAUUGUCCACAAGUUCAUGUAAUAUGAAGCGUAUCAAAAGACAUGAAAU